Molecule: messenger RNA, 606 nt
Organism: Rodentolepis nana
Lineage: Eukaryota; Metazoa; Platyhelminthes; Cestoda; Cyclophyllidea; Hymenolepididae
Source: the annotation of a GenBank genome assembly
AUGAUCCCACCGAAUGUUUCAUUAGUUAAAUAUGAUGUACCUGUGCUUAUAACAAAGAAACAGGAUAAUAAAAUCCAAAAUGGCCCAGUAAUUAAGGGGAUUCCAAAGGAAGUUAAUAAUACUGGACCAGUUCCAUCAUCUGGUCUUAAGUCGUGUGGCAUUAAGGCUUGUGAUGAGAAGUAUUCUCAAGCAGUUGAGGAAAUUUUAAACUCUAUUAUUCCUCCGAGAGAGUGGACUGAAAAUGACAAACUUUGGAUUCAACAAGUUUCCAGUACACCAGCAACAAGACUAGAUGUAAUUAAUUUGCAGGAGGAGUUAGAUCGAAGGCUUCAACAAAGACAGGCUAGAGAAACAGGAAUUUGCCCAGUUCGUCGUGAACUAUACUCCCAGGUUUUUGAUGAAUUAAUUCGUCAAGUUACAAUAAAUUGUGCUGAAAGAGGAUUACUUCUCCUAAGAGUAAGAGACGAAAUAAGAAUGACUAUUGCUGCAUAUCAAACGCUCUACGAAUCAAGCGUUGCCUUCGGUAUGCGUAAGGCAUUACAAUCAGAACAAGGAAAGGUUGAUCUUGAUGGAAAGGUAAUCUGUUACGAAUGCUUAAAAGUCUGA